CUUAUUAAAUAGGUAUUCAUGAUCCAAUUUUCAUUCCUUUUUAUGCUCUGUGGCUUUUGUAUAGCACAACAUACGCCACUAAGCGAACCAGCGGUUGUUUACCACACGAAUAUCAAGUAUGAACCAUCUUACUUUAACUGUUCAUCGACGUCAUAUGCUAUCAAAUAUUCGCCCUACAUCUCCGUGUCCAAUAUAGUUGGACUACAAACUGACUGUGUUUUCAAUGCCGACUCUUUCUACAUAACGCUAUGGACUGAAGACAAGCCAUAUACUGGGAUUUUGAAAGCCGCUCUUCCAUUUAUUGCAGCAUUUGCCGUGAAAGGUGUUGGCAUUACUGACGCAUCAAAUCAAGAUGCUUUUAACUCUGUCUGCAAAGAUUUGAUUGACAAACUUAUCAAAGUCUGGAUCAGCGUUGACAGUGAAUAUGACCUUCAAAUUGACCCCCAAACAGUUUCGUUGGAUUCCGGUGGUGAAAAUUGCAUCGGAUACUACCAGUUCUUCUCGAAGAUUGGAAAAUUCAAAGUAAUGAAAAGCGCGAUCAAACAAGAUGAACUCAACUCAGAAAAUGCGAUUGUCUUUAUGUCAGAUGAUCUUCUCUCGAGCAGCUUUGAAUAUUACGAGUUGAAGUACUGCUCUUCGGAAAAGAAACCCAUGAAAUUGAGACACGGAGGUGCGGUACAAAAUCCUAUGGCUGUUCUUGACGGAGAAUAUCCCUCGGGCACCCAAUGCUACUACCAGGUUGUGCCAGAGGCCGAUCACUGCCACACCGUCCUCUUUUUCGAACAGUCGCCAUUCGAGACUAGAGAAGAAUGUGAGCUCUGGGCAAUUGAGGCAAGUUUUGUGCACACAAACGGCACAAAAGUGACAGAGUCUUAUGAUUGUUCUAAUCUGGUGGAAAAUGCCCACGCCAAUCCGCCCUGGAUCAUCCACAGUUCAGAUCCUCUCGUUAAACUAAGAUUCGGAAAGGCAACUGGGAUUCCGUCGAGUGCGGACAGACUAGACCGGUUUAAGCUGAGAGCUUCGUGCCUGCAUACAGCUGAGUAUGAUGAUGCGCACGACGAGGAGGCUUUGGUCUGUUCCUCUGAGUGUGACAACAAAGAGGAAGAAGCGAGUCACUAUGCGAGGCCAUGCUACGGACGGUCCGCGAGAGAGUGUGUGGCCUGCAAGUACGCCAUAGACGAGAGCCAGUGUGUGUCCCAGUGUCCGGCAGACAAGUUCAAGAACGAAAUGAAAGUGUGCGAGAUGUGCAACUACAGAUGUCUCGGAGAGCAAUCGUGUCUCUCGCGAUUUCAACUGGGAUGUUUCAAAGUGUGCAGCAACGAAGAGCCCUUUAGAGUAAUGAAGCAUACCAAGCGACAAACCGUGGAAUUUGAUAACGAGGAAACUUACCUUGGUUACUACGCAGAACAAAACUCGUUUUCGUGUAAGCCCAGAUGUGUCACUGGCAUGGCAGCCAUCUUCAUUAUUAACGGGACCUUUUACGAGAAUGAAGAGAGGUACAUGACCCCACAGGGGGCACUAGACAACAAUCUACUGGAUAAAAUGGACGCCCAGUGUGCGACCACUUGUCCAGUGGGGUAUGAGAAAGGCAGGUGUGUUAAAAGUGGGCCAUACAAGAACAUGGACUGGUGUUGUGCAAUUGUCCCGAGCGAGAUGUCCUUCGUUACAAAGCUUCUCAUCUUCGCGUUGGUUCCAAUGAUAUCGGGGGCUUUGCUGGUGCUGCUGAUUGUUUUGAUCAUCUACGGCAUCAAACGCCACAGAAAGACAGAGUGGAAGAAAAUUGAAGCCCUGAGGGCCUUUUACGUGGGCGAAGGAAAGUCUAACAUCAGGGGCAUUGCGAACCGAGGUCAGCUUCUAAUUGUGGAACCUGACGCCAUUGAGAAGAAGCAAGUAAUAGGUCAAGGUGCUUUUGGAUGCGUCUACAGUGCUUUGUGGAAGCCUCCAAAUGAAAACAUUGAGAUUCCAGUUGCUGUGAAAGAGCUGAAAAAUGACCCCAGACUGGCCAACCAGAGCAAUGAGUUACUGGAAGAAGCUAAGUUGAUGGCUACAGUGAACCACGACAACCUUGUUCGGCUAAUCGCCAUUUCCAUGAACGAACCGAUGAUGUUGAUCACCAAGUUUAUGACCCACGGAGGCUCCAUUCAGUUCAUAGUGCGCCACAAGGACAUCAUGACGUCAUAUCAGUUCAUGGAAUGGGCCAGACAGCUGGCAGCCGGAAUGGCACAUCUGGAAUCACUCGGAAUGAUACACAGAGACCUGGCUGCGCGUAAUGUGUUGGUGGAAGACCCCAAAAGGAUCCGCAUCUCUGACUUCGGCCUGUCUAAACUGUUGGACGCGGACAAGGACGAGCAGGACUACCAGGCAGACGACAGCAAACUGCCCAUCAGGUGGCUGGCCAAAGAGUGUCUCACAGGUCGUCUGUUCUCGCACAAGAGUGACGUGUGGGCGUAUGGGGUGACCCUCUGGGAGUUCUUCGUGUAUGGGGUGGACAAGCCAUACGGCAAAGUGGAUCUGCAGACAGUUAAAGACCUCGUGAUCAGAGGCAGACGACUGGUGCAGCCACAAACAUGCUCUCUGGAGUUAUACACUCAGAUGCUCAAGUGUUGGAUGACAGUGCCCGACAGCAGACCCUCGUUCACAUAUCUGGAGAACUGGUUUGCAGAGUCCAGAGAUUGUGCAUCAAAGUACUUCUUCACUAAGUACCGAAAUGAGCCUCUGGAGGCGCCUGCAAAACUUCAGAGCAACAUUGUCAAUUUAUCGUCUACGAGCAACAACAGCAACGAGCAGCAUCAAAAUGAACAGCCCCUUCAAAUGGGUAUGGGCGGUGACCAUGUAGGUAACAAUGAUGCGCCGCCACUGAAUUACAUGGACGUGUAUAGGCCUUCUACAGGCAAAAGUAACGCACCAAGUAACGAAAAUUUUUCGCAACGCACCACCGCCGAGGCGGAUGUCAAGCCGUGGGAGAGAGUAGCUGACGGUGGGCCAAGAGGGGGUAAGCCCAAUCGGGGGGCUCAAGGGGGUGGGUUUGAACAGCAUCAGGGCGACAACAGUGUCCCUAGGAGGGAAGAUUCUGGAAGUGAUGAAGAGUAUCUGAUGCCCCAGAAGAGGCCCCCACCCCCUGCACUUCUAGGAUCAGCUCCGCCUCUGGGCCCCAAUCCUAACUCAUCCCACUUCCGAGAGGUGGAAGAGGACGAGUAUCUUCGCCCAGUACCCAUGCCACGAUCAGUGAACGAACCCGACUCCCGCCGCAUCCCGAGAGUUCCAAACCCGACGAGCUCAGUGGAAGCGGACAACUCGGGAGGCAUCCACGAUUUCAGCAUCGAGACCAGAGAGAACGAGUUGCAGAAAUAUUUCCCCGGAAUCGAUGUCAAAAAGUUUGACAAGGCUCACAACAUUAUGGAGAAGGACUACGAUUCGUCUUUAGAGCCAAGCAACUAUAAAGCAUCUCGACAAGCUUCUACAGACGUGAACGACGAAAAUGAGAUGAAAAACAGCAGAGAAAAUAUGAAUGGCUCAGAUAAAAAUCUGGACAGAAAAGGAAAAGCGAGAAUUUCACAGAGAUGGAAGGAUAAAAAAAUUAAGCCACCAUUGCAGCAACAGGACAACGUUAACCCUUCUGGAGACUACUCUGAUGUAGCGACUAGACAGCCACAUCCCUCAUCAUCACAGCACAACGUACAAGCUGGAGGUCAAUCUGGUACAGGCAACGAAGGACAACAGCGCGUAGCCCCUGCAGAAUCCAUGCGCAGAUAUCUACCCGCAGAGAGCUCCGUCUGAACGAGAAAAACAGAGCACAACACAAAGCACCAAACUAAACGGGAGAUGUCAAAUUUAAUGUAAUUAAUUAGAUAUAAAAAGACUUAUGAAUUAGCUCACCUUUAUUCUAUCCUGCUUUACGAAUGCAUUUUCAUUUGCUUGAUUUAAGAUAACCUUCGUUGGAAUAAUACGUGCCCGAAAUAUUCAUUUCUUAACAAAAGUGCUAUGAUGUUUUAACAACAUUUUAUUGUCCAACACAUUGAAAUUAAUUUGAACUUUGUUCAAAAACUUUGCAGCUGCAAUCGGCAUUGGCGCCAACUUGCUUAAGACUUCAAGAAAACAUAAAAUGAGUAAUUCAAAAGAAUAUGUCUUUUCUUAGGGAAGUUUUUGAGGCUCCAAACAUUGGACAGUAAACUUGUUAAUAACCAUACUGCGUCCAUGGUUUACAGUGACCGUGACCUUGCACAAAGAAUUCGCCCAAUAUUCAUUUUGCUACAAACUUUUGGCCAGGUCUCCAAAGAUAUCAGUUUAUAUAGGUUUUAAUAUUCUUUUCUGCCGAAUGCACAAAAUGGUUGCUUUUGUAUUUUCACCAGAUUUUUUCUAUUUUUCCACUCAUGUCCAUAUAGUCAAUCGUUUUCUACGUAAUAGUGAUUUUGAUGUGUUGUUGGAAUUAUUCAGUGUGUGAUAAUCGAAUCAAAUAAACUAAUUUGCUAUUUGUAAAUUCAACUAAUUUUUGGCGCAACUUCAUAAUUCGAAUCGUCAUGGGCGUAAGUCUUCUGCAUGAUGGUCGGUCUCAAGAAAGUAUCCUUUGUUUUGUAGGGCUUGAGAUCAAACGCUGGCUUAAGUCAACAAGGACGGUUUUAUUUUCGGUACUUACC
This is a messenger RNA of Symsagittifera roscoffensis, 4634 nucleotides long. RefSeq names its product receptor tyrosine-protein kinase erbB-2-like. The transcript is spliced from 22 exons. The record is from RefSeq and is a predicted model, not a curated record. Gene Ontology annotation, cellular component: signaling receptor complex; plasma membrane. NCBI's taxonomy places the organism in Eukaryota, Metazoa, Xenacoelomorpha, Acoela, Convolutidae. Gene Ontology annotation, molecular function: transmembrane receptor protein tyrosine kinase activity; ATP binding. Gene Ontology annotation, biological process: multicellular organism development; positive regulation of kinase activity; protein phosphorylation. The coding region runs from base 19 to 3777 and encodes 1252 amino acids.